Molecule: messenger RNA, 1963 nt
Organism: Neltuma alba
Lineage: Eukaryota; Viridiplantae; Streptophyta; Magnoliopsida; Fabales; Fabaceae
Product: xyloglucan galactosyltransferase XLT2-like
Exons: 1
Coding region: 100-1692 (530 amino acids)
Biological process (GO): xyloglucan biosynthetic process
Molecular function (GO): galactosyltransferase activity
Source: RefSeq, a predicted model, not a curated record
AUUGAUCACUUCACACGUUUAUCCUUCUCACUCUCCCUCUCUCUGAACCACAUACCCCUCCAUUUUUCCCGGCCAUCUCGUCGGAAGAUUCUUUCUCUCAUGCUUCCUUUGUCAAAUCAUUCGUCGCCGGAACCCCAACCUCACCGAAGACCCAGAACUCCUGAGCUAUUCGACGGCAAGAGCUCUUUCAAUUCACUUUCGAACUUAUUCCAGCCCCUUUUCUCUCCUCAAAACCCUCGCGUAUGGAUCCUCGUUAUCGUCCUCUUCAUUCAGAUUGUACUCCUCUGCAACCUCCGUAAUUUCCCCACCUCAAUUUCUGUUCGCUACGGCCACCAUGUCCACCAUCACUUCCCCACUUAUCUAGCCCCCAACAGCGUCAUCGAGCAUAUACCCAGGGAGGAAAACGCCUUGGUACAGAAGAUACCCGGUGAAAACACCAUCGCCGUCGCCGAGACGUCGUCACAUGAGAAUUCCGGCGACCAGGACCAAUGUGGGUCCGGUAGAGUCUUCAUCUACGACCUUCCCAAUACCUUCAACCGGGAAAUUCUCGAGAAUUGCGAUAACCUCAACCCAUGGAGCUCCCGGUGUGACGCGCUUUCAAACGACGGAUUAGGCCAGUUUGCCGGUGGACUCGCUGAAAUUGUGCCGGAGGAUCUAGCUCCGGCGUGGCACUGGACGGAUCAGUUCGUUUCGGAGAUCAUCUUCCACAAUCGCAUGCUGAAUCACAAGUGCAGAGUCACGGAGCCCGAAUCCGCUACGGCGUUCUACAUCCCCUUCUACGCUGGACUCGCGGUCGGGAAGUACCUUUGGUCCAAAUCCACCGCAGCCGAACGCGAUCAUCACUGCAAGAUGAUGCUAGAGUGGGUCCACAAUCAACCCUACUAUCAAAGAUCCAACGGCUGGAAUCACUUCAUCACCAUGGGCCGCAUCACAUGGGACUUCCGCCGUUCCAAAGACGAAGAUUGGGGUUCUAGCUGCAUCUACAUGCCGGGAAUGAAGAACAUCACACGACUUCUCAUUGAACGCAACUCGUGGGACUACUUCGACAUCGGCAUUCCCUACCCCACCGGAUUCCAUCCCCGAUCCGAGUCGGACCUAACUCGGUGGCAGAGCUUCGUACGAGAACGGAAGCGAAAUACUCUCUUCUGCUUCGCCGGCGCGCCACGUAAGUCGUUUAAGAACGACUUCCGAGGUCUUUUGCUGAGUCAGUGCCGUGACUCGUCCGGGUCUUGCCGAGCCGUGGAUUGUGCGGGAGCAAAGUGCUCUAACGGAACGUCUGUGAUUCUGGAAACAUUUCUGGACUCCGAUUUCUGCUUGCAGCCCAGAGGAGACAGCUUCACGAGGAGGUCGAUUUUCGACUGUAUGCUAGCUGGUUCGAUUCCGGUUUUCUUCUGGAGGCGAACCGCUUACCUUCAGUACGAGUGGUUCUUACCUAGUGAACCGAAGAGUUUCUCGGUUUUUAUAGACCGGAAUGAGGUGAAGAAUGGUACCUCCAUUAAAGCUGUGCUGGAAAGGUACAGUAAAGAGGAGGUCACGGCGAUGAGGGAGAAAGUGAUUGAGUUCAUACCCAAGUUUGUGUAUGCAAAACCCCAAGAGGGGAUAAAGGGGAUAAAGGAUGCUUUUGAUGUUGCUCUUGAUGGGGUUCUGAGAAGGUUCAAGGAGCAAGAAGAAUCAGGUUUUACUAAAUGGUAACACGGAAGAAGAUUGAAAAACCCAUCUUGUUGGUUGUUGCUGAUGAAUUGGGUAGUGUAAUAGAGUUAUUUUCACAGAUUAAAUUAAUAGAUCUACAAUGAGCACCCCUCUUGGCCCCUCCCCCUGCAUUCGUCUCUGAUGGGCUCGUGGGUUGUACUAUAGUAUGUGAUUCUUUCUAUUGUGACCAUGGAUGAUACACUCAUCAAAAACUGUUGUUGUAUAUUUGUAUUAAUUUUUUCACAGAGAGAAUAAAAUUCAUUUUUGAGCACAA